Molecule: messenger RNA, 1275 nt
Organism: Trachemys scripta elegans
Lineage: Eukaryota; Metazoa; Chordata; Testudines; Emydidae
Gene: METTL23
Product: methyltransferase like 23
Exons: 5
Coding region: 106-906 (266 amino acids)
Cellular component (GO): cytoplasm; nucleus
Source: RefSeq, a predicted model, not a curated record
CCGGGUCUCAGACCCUCUCAGCCAGCUACCGAUGGUUGGACCUUGACAAGACCCUGCCUUAAACGUUCUUGCCUGCGAUUGGUCUGCUUUGGUGUCAGUCAGCUCAUGGGGGAAGUCAGCACAGGGGAAGAGGUGCGUGUUAUCGGAGCAGCAGACGCUGUCGCCACUAGAGAAGUGGUUCCAAUGUGCGAUGAGGGUCCGCGGUUCAGUGUCAAGGAGUACAGGUUUGCGGAAGAGCAGGACGAGCAAGAAAGAGAAGAGCCGAGGCCAGAGCUGGUGGUGCUGAUUCCUGAGGUCCUGGAUUCCCAAUAUGGCAUGUACGUUUGGCCCUGUGCUGUGGUUCUUGCUCAGUACCUAUGGUUUCACAGAAGAAUGCUACCUGGCAAGAGAAUUUUGGAGAUUGGAGCAGGCAUGAGCCUACCUGGUAUAGUAGCUGCUAAAUGUGGGGCCGAAGUGAUACUGUCAGAUACUGAAGAACUGCCUCAGUGCUUGAAGAACUGUGAGCGAAGCUGUCAGAUAAAUAACCUUCUAGGGGUACACAUUAUAGGACUUACAUGGGGCCAAAUAUCUCCCAAUCUGGUCUCUCUGCCUCAAGUAGACAUUAUUCUGGCCUCUGAUGUAUUUUUUGAACCAGAAGAUUUUGAAGAUGUUAUAACUACAGUGUACUUCUUGAUGAAAAGGAACCCAGAUGCUCAGUUCUGGACUACAUAUCAGGUCCGAAGUUCUGACUGGUCUAUUGAAGCUUUGCUGUACAAAUGGAAGUUGAAGAACAUCCACGUUCCCUUACAGUCUUUUAAUGCUGACAAGGAACAGUUGGCUACCUCUCCUCUCCCAGGAAGACACACCAUUGAAAUGAUGAUCAUCUCACUAGCAGGAGCAAGCUACACUUCAGUUUCUGCCAGCUGAUGGUUCUAAUUCAAAACGGUACCUCAGAAAACUGACUGCACUCCACUUCAAGCAACUUUUGGAUAAACAGCAUUUCCAUUUGUGUGGAGAAAUUAAUGCUACUUGAUCAAGAGGCAGGGAAAAUGUUUGCUUACCACAAAACAAUGCAUUUCCUCCACAGAUCCAUGCUACUAAAGUAAUUUAUCAUACCCCUAAAUGGCUUUAGUGUAAUUCUUGUGAAAGCAGGUAUACUAAUUAGUACAAUUUUAAGCAUAAUUAUUUCAUCUUAUCUUGCAUUGUAUGAAUAAGAUCUAUUGAAAGUAUUUAGUUAUGGACUUUCUUCUAAAGAGUUGUGUUCACACCUAGAGAAUAAAAUUAAGAGGAUUUUUA